Cuscuta europaea is the source of this 654-nucleotide messenger RNA. The record is from the annotation of a GenBank genome assembly. Lineage: Eukaryota; Viridiplantae; Streptophyta; Magnoliopsida; Solanales; Convolvulaceae.
UCAACCUCAUAUUCUACCUUUAUCUUUUACAAAAAAAGCACUUAUAAAACCAACAUCAUAUUAUUACACUGUAUUUAUUGAUCACCUUUCCCUCCAGAAUAUCAUCACUUUAAUUAUCCAUGAGCUAGUGCAAUAUAUAUAGUAUAUUCACAGUUUUUGAAUUGAAUCACAUUCACCACUAAUAUUACUAUAUAUAUGUAUACACAUUUUGGGCCGGGGCUGAAGGAGCCUGAAGUUAAUAAGACCGCAACUUUCUCUAGAAAGUUUCAAACUCGAGACCUCCUGUAUGAGAUUGAGUCGGCGACCAACUCAACUGGACCGUUCCUCAAUAUGUAUACACUGAUACACAUAUAUAGACAUGCACAUAUGUAUAUAUCAAUGGAUCAUUCAAUCGGCGAGGGAAUAGUUUUUCCAACAGAGGAGCAUGAUGACGCAGCGUCUAAGAAUGUACAACCUGGUCUUGUACUGCUUCGUCAUGGAGAGACACCGUUUCCGGAAGCUGGUUUUCCGGCUGCUUCCCCGGCGGUGAGAAUCCGAUGAUGGGAAGAAGGUAUUAUUAGAAGGCAUGGCCGGUCGACAGCUACCGUACGUUCGUGUAGUUGAGGAAUUAGUUAAGGAUGUGUUUGACUGCUUGAGACUUCAAGCAGUUAGUUA